This is a messenger RNA of Pseudoliparis swirei, 4872 nucleotides long. It is a transcript of the gene pkn2a, whose product is annotated as protein kinase N2a. NCBI's taxonomy places the organism in Eukaryota, Metazoa, Chordata, Actinopteri, Perciformes, Liparidae. The record is from RefSeq and is a predicted model, not a curated record. Gene Ontology annotation, molecular function: small GTPase binding; ATP binding; protein serine/threonine kinase activity. Gene Ontology annotation, biological process: protein phosphorylation; signal transduction. The transcript has 23 exons. Bases 248 to 3166 code for a protein of 972 amino acids.
UAUGCCCGAGCUUUUUAUUUAUGAACACCAGUCCGCCCCCCCGGACCCUUCCAGGACGGCGUGACGGCGUCAAUGAAGUGUGAAGACGACAUGGGAAGCCCCAUGUGCCCGAGAUGACCGAUGAUUUGGUCCAAAUAAUCUCUCUUUUUGUGUCGCCAGAGAGGGAAACUUAAAGCCAGGCUUGUUUUUGGAGUUCCACCUCCCCUCCUCUCUCCCCGUAGGAUUUGAUUCAAAGGCGAAAACCAAGAUGGCCGCCGAUUCCGUGCAGGGGGAUGCCAGGGGCCAGCUGGUGGCAGAGCGACUGGGUCUGGGACACAACCUGGACUUGUCCGACACGAUGGUUCAACAGAAGCUCGAUGAGAUCAAGGAGCAGAUCCGACGGGAGAUCCGCAAGGAGCUGAAGAUCAAAGAAGGUGCCGAGAACCUCCGAAAGGUCACCACAGACAAGAAGAGCCUGGCCUAUGUUGACAACAUGCUGAAGAAAUCUAACAAGAAGGUUGAGGAGCUUCACCAGGACCUGCAAGAGCUUAACGCCCACAUCGUGGUCAAAGACCCGGAAGAACUUUUAGAAUGUCCGUUGACCCCCGAUACGCCCAACAGCGAGGCGAGAAUGUACACCAGCAGCAGCCGCCUGGCUGCCCUGAAAAGACAGAAUGACAUUGAGCUCAAGGUCAAACAGGGUGCAGAGAACAUGAUUCUGAUGUACUCCAACGGGCCCUCCAAGGAUCGUAAGAUGCUAGCGACCGCCCAGCAGAUGCUCCAGGACAGCAAGAUGAAGAUAGAGUUCAUCAGGAUGCAGAUCCUCAAGACCAGCCAGGCCAGCGAGCUGAACUUUGACAACAACGAUAUGAUGGACAAGCCCAUGAUCAGCCCGUUGGACCUUCGGGUGGAGGAGCUGUGUCACCACGCCAAGAUAGAGUCCGCCGUCGCCGAGGGAGCCAAGAACGUCAUGAAGCUCCUGGGCUCGGGAAAAGUCACAGAGAAGAGGGCCCAUUCAGAGGCCCAGGCUCGUUUUAAUGAGUCGAGUCAAAAGCUCGACCUCCUGCGGUAUUCCUUGGAGCAACGCCUCGACGAGUUGCCGAAGAACCACCCUCGCAGCAGCAGCAUCAUGGAAGAGCUGUCCCUGCUGUCCUCGCCGGUCCUCAGCCCCAGGUCCAGCAUCAUCUCCAUGCAGAACCAGUACAGCACCAUGACUAAGCCCGCGGCACUCACAGGCACAUUAGACGUCAGGCUCAUGGGCUGUCAGGACCUUCUGGAAGACGUCCCUGGCCGUUCCAAAGCUACGUCCGUCCCGCUGCCCGGCUGGAGCCCCAGCGAGACGCGCUCGUCCUUCAUCAGCCGAGCCAACCGAAACCGCGGCGUGAGCUCACGGAACCUGACGAAGAGCGAGGAGCUCUCCAGUGAGAUCAGCGCAGUAUUGAAGCUGGACAACACGGUCGUCGGCCAAACAAUCUGGAAGUCGAUCAGUAACCAGGCCUGGGACCAGAAGUUUACAUUGGAGCUGGACCGGUCCCGUGAGCUGGAGAUCUCGGUGUACUGGCGUGACUGGCGGUCGCUCUGUGCGGUCAAGUUCCUGCGACUGGAGGACUUCCUGGACAACCAGCGCCAUGGGAUGUGUCUGUACCUGGAGCCUCAGGGGAUGCUGUUUGCUGAGGUGACAUUUUUCAACCCCGUCAUUGAGCGACGGCCAAAGUUACAAAGACAAAAGAAGAUUUUCUCGAAGCAGCAAAGUAAAGCCUUCCUGCGAGCCCCUCAGAUGAACAUCAACAUCGCCACCUGGGGCCGCCUGGUGAGGAGGGCCAUACCGACCGCCAGCACCAACUCCUUCAGCCCGCAGGCGGCUGAGACCGGGACCAGCAGCCUGCCGGGCUCACCCACAGCCUCCGGUGACCUGCUUGUGACCAAGCUGGACUUUGACAAAGAGCCCACCCCGGGACCCAAACACUACCCGGCACCCGACGACAUCGGAGAGCCGCUGGUGCAAGACAAGAUGGCUGACAAAGAGGAGGAUGCACUCGCCUCUUUUGACUUCUUGAACAAGAGGAACAGCGCGCUGGUGAAGCCGGACCUGGACGGGUCGGUGGAGCAGGAGAUACAGCAUCCGGACCUGGAGCUGACAGCCAUUCAGAAAGACACGGACAUAAGGGAAGAGGAGCAGUUCCACUUCAGUCUCAAAGACUUCAAAUGUGUGGCGGUCCUCGGACGUGGGCACUUUGGAAAGGUGUUGUUGGCAGAAUAUAAGAGCACAGGGGAGAUGUUUGCCAUCAAAGCGCUGAAGAAAGGAGACAUUGUGGCUCGCGAUGAGGUGGACAGUCUGAUGUGCGAGAAGAGGAUUUUCGAAGCGGUCAACAGCGUCCGCCACCCGUUCCUGGUCAACCUGUUUGCGUGUUUCCAGACGCAGGAGCACGUCUGUUUCGUCAUGGAGUACGCAGCGGGCGGCGACCUGAUGAUGCACAUCCACGCUGACGUUUUCUCCGAGCCCAGAGCCAUAUUUUAUGCGGCCUGUGUCCUAUUGGGAUUACAGUUCUUACAUGACCAUAAGAUUGUGUACAGAGAUCUGAAGCUGGAUAACCUGCUCCUGGACACGGAGGGCUACGUAAAGAUUGCUGACUUUGGGCUUUGCAAAGAAGGAAUGGGUUUCAAGGACCGCACCAGCACGUUUUGUGGCACGCCAGAGUUCCUCGCUCCAGAGGUUUUGACUGAAACAUCGUACACUCGCGCUGUGGACUGGUGGGGGCUGGGCGUCCUCAUCUUUGAGAUGCUGGUUGGGGAGUCGCCCUUCCCCGGUGACGAUGAGGAGGAGGUGUUUGACAGCAUCGUCAACGAUGAAGUCCGCUACCCACGGUUCCUCUCCACCGAGGCCAUCUCCAUCAUGAGGAGGCUCUUGAGAAGGAAUCCAGAAAGACGACUGGGAGCCGGAGAUAAGGACGCGGAGGAGGUGAAGAAACAUCUAUUCUUCAGGAACAUGGAUUGGACCGGACUUUUGGCAAAAAAGGUGAAGCCGCCGUUCGUGCCGACGAUCCAGGGCGCCAACGAUGUCAGCAACUUCGACGAUGAAUUUACCUCCGAGGCGCCGAUCUUAACCCCGCCCCGGGAACCCCGAGCGCUGAACUCCGACGAGCAGACCAUGUUCUCUGACUUUGAUUACAUCGCUGACUGGUGUUAGCUUCCCGUCUACAACACACACACACACACACACUCACACACUGUGAACCAACCAACACAGCAAUGACUGUAGCUCACAUCAUUUUAAAAACUUUCCUCGUCCUUGCCCAAACUGUUGAGGAGCAACGAGCGCGGCGGCUCCCCGAGCCUUUCGGGCAAAACUUUGUGCCAUUGAGAAGAAAGUCCAGACGCCUCCAGAGGACCCCCACUUAUUUUUUAAUCCACAUGAAGAACGUUUUUUUUAAGAAAAGAAAAGAAAACAAAUGAAACUGUUGUCGGAGGGCGAGCGAGGGCGAACGCUUCGUCCUCCUGCACUUCGUGUCCGUUGUCUGACCACUGAGAAUGUUUUUCAUAUGAACUCUGAGAAGAGGCCAACGUCACAUUCAUGUUAUUCGGUGUCCCUGUCGUCAGUUUCUUUUGAUCUGUACAGAUUAUAUUCAGUCGUAUAUUUUUAUUUUUGUGUGUUUUCCGUUCUUUCCUCGCAAAGCCCUCGCCGUAGUUUAAGGACAUUUAAUCUGACUCUAAAGUUUGACAUUUCUGCCAGGGGUCCAGAGAACUUGAAGUGCUCAAAGCAUCGUCACCGAGCGGUCAGACAUCUCGACUACUACUGCUGCGUCUUGAACUCCAAGAGCGGCUCUCAGCUCGCCGUCUUCUGGUCUCGGGGCUCGACCGUUGUCUGUUCUCACACUUUGCUUCCAGGUCUGCAUACAAGAACCCAUAUAAUAAUAAUAAUGCUCUUUAGUAUCAAACAGUAGUCCAUCCAGUGUUGAAUGUGACCUACGCCGUUAAAUUUAACAUUACUAAUGUUGGAAAUUAGAUAAUUCAAAAUGCUCGGCCAGAAUAAAUGAUGCUAAAUAUUUAAUAUUCACUUCUGGCUAAUGCCCUCUAGUGGCUCUGUAGAUGUUCACUUGACCUCAGUGCUAAAGAUCCAAGUGCCGCUUUGUGUUGCAGUAUCUUUUGGAGCAAUAAAAUCAAACAAAGUUAAUUAUUUUAGAGAAGUUCAGAUGGAUAUCAAUUGUUUUCUAUUUUUGGGGGGGGAGGGGUUCAUUGCUACAUGAACAUCUGGUUGUGGUGAACCUGAAAGCAUUUUUCUUGUUACCUCAAAGUGAAAAGUGUUCUGCAGUUAAAAGCUAUCAAAACCAAAUCCAUCCUGUCCCUCUUGAAGCAGCAGGAAAACCGCGUGUGGUGGGAAUCUGACGGUGAACAAUAUGUAAGAUAUGCAGAAAUCCAUCAGGAAGCGCUGAGCUGUUAUUUGGCAACAUAAAAAUCAUCCAGGUGUCAUUGAACUGCUUCCCACUGUUCUGGGAUCAGUUACCGUCUUUAACCUAGCAGAGGGACCAGCUGAUGGCUUUUUGCCAAUUUGCAUGUUAUAUAUAUGAACUGACUUAAAUGUUGGAAAGAUGUUGAUGAAUCACUACAGGGGAGGGCAGGGUAUAUUAUAUAUACAUACUGUAUGUACACAAUUAAGCUGAAAGCACUAAUCUUAUCAAUAGUUUUAAUUAUCGACAUUUGUUAAUGAUGGAAUAGAUUGUACAAAGUUUUUAUUAUUUGCUUGUGCAUGUUGCCAGAACCGACGACUUUAUAGAUGGUACACGGAUACUCGAGUCACGCAACUGUUGCAGAUAACCCCGGUGUAAAAAAAGAAAAGGCAUUUCUGCUGUCAUCGUUGCCCUUCAUAAAUGCACAAAUUAAACAUUUGUAAUAGUG